Chrysochloris asiatica (Cape golden mole) is the source of this 1035-nucleotide messenger RNA. It is a transcript of the gene DRC10, whose product is annotated as IQ motif containing D. The record is from RefSeq and is a predicted model, not a curated record. The transcript has 2 exons. Lineage: Eukaryota; Metazoa; Chordata; Mammalia; Afrosoricida; Chrysochloridae. Bases 1 to 1035 code for a protein of 344 amino acids. Gene Ontology annotation, molecular function: protein binding.
AUGGCUGUGGACAUUGUCUCCGUGGGUCCCCUCUACCAAGGCCCUGAGAUCUCCAGAAUGAGGCUGCUGACAGCAGAGGCACCCAAAAAAUCAGCCUCCCCACUCAGAUCCUUUGCCCCCAUGAGGACCAAACUCACCACCAUCGAGACAAAGAGGAUCAUGUCCGUUUUGGAUGAGGCUAUCCACAAGGUGGAGCUGGUGACCCUGCUGUCAGAUGUGGCCGUCAAUCAAGCAGCUCUGGAGAAAAUGCUGGGGGAGGACACCCUGAGGGUAGUGAGUGAGCAUGAGGCCCUCUGCAGGACCCUCCUGGAUGCCGUCAGCAAUUUGAACGACCAAGAAAGGCAGUUAGAAGAGAUGGAGGACAUGGAGGACAAGCGGAUGCUCAGAGAACUGCUCCUUGCAGUGGAGAAGCAGAAAUCCAGCCUCUUUCCACUGAUGCAGCAGAUCAAAGACUCCACCAGGAACAUCCUGCGGCUCUUGCUCGCUAAGCCCCAGAUUACCCGGCUCUUGCAGCUGCAGAUGCUGGGCAGAAGCUCAGAAGCCCAGAGUUUUAUCAACAACCUGGUGGAACUCCGAAUUUUCCUGUUUGAGAAGCUGCUCACUAGCCCCAUGGAGGCCAGGGACAAGGCCCAAUUCAUACAGGAUAUCAGCAGGCGGGACAGGAGGAACCAGGAAGCCGUGGCAGCUCUGGAAAGUGAAUUGGCAGAAAGCAUCAAGAACAGGAAUGCUGAGGCUGAGUUAGAGGAGCUGGAUGCCAUCCACAAAGAGGAGAAGUUGCAGUUGGAGGAGCUGAGGCAGAAGCACGAAGUGCUGUUGAAGGAAUUCUCCCAGAUCCGCACGGAGCGGGAGAUCAUCUCCAAGAAGCGGAUGGAGGCAGAGGAGCAGCUGGUACUCAUGGUGCGGGCUGCCACGCUCAUCCAGGCCACGUGGAAGGGCUACUUGGUUCGCUCCCUGCUCAGGUCUAAGAAGAAAAAGCGGGGCAAGGGGGGCAAAGCCAAGGAAAAGGGCAAGGGCAAGAAGAAGGGCAAGAAAUGA